AUGACACCAGCAACAAAUAUGACCCCCCAAGUACUCUUCAAGAAAAGCGGUCAGAUGAUGCACACUCUAUGUUUCCUGAUAUUCGUGUGUAUCAUCUGCUCCACCUGCGCUAUGGUUGGCCUCACCUGCUACGCCUUGUUGGCCGUCCCAGUCGUCAUCUUUGCUAUGCCUUGCCUGGUUCUCGUCUAUGCUCUAUUCUCCCUGGCUAUCAAUCAUGUUUCUUGGUUCAUUGUUCUGGUACUUCUCCUCUGGAUCAACACCCCCGACCAGGGGAUCCCACCUAAGCAACCCAUUGUCGAACUAGAAGCCACGCCUGAAAAUCUGAUUCCAUACAAAAACGAAGAUCAAAGCUCGGGCAAAUGGCAAGCUCCAACCAAACAGCAGCUUUUCCUCGAAGGCCAAACCCCGAUCAAUAAGCAAGCUCCUACCAAGCAGCAGGUUUCUCUCGAAGGUCAAGUUCCGACCAAAGAACAGGCUUCCGCGGAAGACCAAGCUGUAGAAGAAACUGACAUCCAGACACUUUGGUCUAAGAUGGAGCUACGCAAUGGAAUCGAAAGGGUAAAGCGCGAGGGAGGCGACGAACAAAGUUGGCGAGACUAUCAUGCUAAGAUGGAUGUUCCUGACUCUAUUACACUGAAUUAUCUCGAGGAGAGAUUCCAACACUGGCGUAAAUAUUUCGAAAAGGAGGUAGAGCCGAAGUUUUCUGCCACUGGGCCGUAG
Aureobasidium pullulans EXF-150 is the source of this 720-nucleotide messenger RNA. RefSeq lists its product as uncharacterized. NCBI's taxonomy places the organism in Eukaryota, Fungi, Ascomycota, Dothideomycetes, Dothideales, Saccotheciaceae. The record is from RefSeq and is a predicted model, not a curated record. The transcript has a single exon. Bases 1 to 720 code for a protein of 239 amino acids.